CCCAAACAAAGGCAGCAUCCGGGCUCGGCGGGAGGCAGAGCAUCAUGAGAGACUGGGUCCUCGCUGUCCCCGGCUCCGCUGCUGCUGCCGCCGCCGCCGCCGCCGCCAGGAGGGCUUCGCUGUGAGCUUGGAAAGCAGGGGCGCAGCUGCGGGGCGUGAAUCCGAAAGGUGAGAGCGAGAGCCAGCGAGCCGAGGGGGCGGGCAGGCCACGAAAAUGUCCUCAGCCGUGGGGCCCCGCGGUCCUCGCCCACCCACGGUGCCUCCCCCUAUGCAAGAACUGCCCGACCUGAGCCACCUGACCGAGGAAGAGAGGAACAUUAUCAUGGCAGUGAUGGACCGGCAGAAGGAAGAGGAGGAAAAAGAAGAGGCCAUGCUCAAGUGUGUUGUCAGGGACAUGGCGAAGCCUGCUGCCUGCAAAACACCAAGGAAUGCUGAAAGCCAGCCCCAUCAGCCACCACUGAACAUUUUCAGAUGUGUCUGUGUUCCCAGAAAGCCAAGCAGCGAAGAGGGAGGCCCAGAAAGAAACUGGAGAUUGCAUCAACAGUUUGAAAGCUAUAAGGAACAAGUGAGAAAAAUCGGAGAGGAAGCACGGCGGUACCAGGGCGAGCACAAAGAUGAUGCCCCGACGUGUGGAAUCUGUCAUAAGACCAAGUUCGCGGACGGAUGUGGCCAUCUUUGCUCCUAUUGUCGCACCAAGUUCUGUGCACGCUGUGGAGGCCGUGUGUCUCUGCGCUCGAACAAUGAGGACAAAGUGGUUAUGUGGGUAUGCAAUUUAUGUCGAAAGCAACAAGAGAUCUUAACCAAAUCUGGAGCAUGGUUCUUUGGAAGUGGCCCUCAGCAGCCCAGUCAGGACGGGACUCUGAGUGACACGGCCACAGGUGCUGGAUCCGAGGUGCCCAGAGAAAAGAAAGCGCGACUCCAAGAGCGAUCAAGGUCUCAGACGCCUUUGAGUACGGCAGCUGCCUCUUCCCAGGACACUGCCUCCCCUGGUGCACAAGUGGACAGGAGUAAAGGGGUGGAGCCCUCACAGCCAGUCGUGGGGCCUGACCAGAAGCAGACAUCAAGGUCUAGAAGUGAGCCACCAAGGGAAAGGUAA
Myodes glareolus (Bank vole) is the source of this 1096-nucleotide messenger RNA. NCBI's taxonomy places the organism in Eukaryota, Metazoa, Chordata, Mammalia, Rodentia, Cricetidae. The record is from RefSeq and is a predicted model, not a curated record.